This is a messenger RNA of Numida meleagris (helmeted guineafowl), 12401 nucleotides long. RefSeq names its product cytochrome P450 4V2-like. Bases 1848 to 5213 code for a protein of 1121 amino acids. Gene Ontology annotation, biological process: proteolysis. The transcript is spliced from 30 exons. Gene Ontology annotation, cellular component: extracellular region. The record is from RefSeq and is a predicted model, not a curated record. Lineage: Eukaryota; Metazoa; Chordata; Aves; Galliformes; Numididae. Gene Ontology annotation, molecular function: heme binding; iron ion binding; protein binding.
UAUUUCUUCUAAUUAUCAGUUUCAUGAUAAAAGAGCAAAAAAUGCAAGGCUUUUUAAAGAAGAGUGUGUAAUUACCUAGCUGAUAUCCUUGCUACACUGCAGAAGGUGAGCAUCUUCAUCCAGCCCUCUUCGCUCCUCCCUCCCUCCCUCCCACCUGAGGAAAAGAGGGGACUAAUGGCAGUAUAACUCACUGUUUGUGUUUAUAAGACGAGGUAUGUAUCUGCUUCUUUCUGUAAUGGAUCAUUACAAAUAACAGCAUUAGUAGCAAAGUUCAUUUCCAGCUGUUUACUGUGCAGAAAAAAAAUGCAAUUCAGCUCUUAUGAUAACAUGUUGACUGGGAGACUGCAGGAACAAAGUGCUAAACUUUAUUCCACUCUGCUAUCAAGAGUAAUCAAUUGUUCCUUCCUUAGCUCCUGAUGUUCUUUCUCUAUUUCUAUUUCUUCUUAGUCACUGAUAUACUCCUGAGGCAGUAAAAGCAGCAGAGCUUAUGAUCCUUACAUAAAAUCGUAGAAUGAUUUGAGUUGGAAGGGCCAUUAAAGCCCACCCAGUUCCGACCCCCUGCUGUGGACAGGGCUGCUACCUGCCAGAUCAGGCUGCCCAGAGCCCCAUCCCACCUGUCCUUGAAUGCCUCCAGGGAUGGGGGCAUCCACAGCUUCUCUGGGCAGCCUGUGCCAGUGCCUUACUGCCCUAAGACUGAAUAAUGGUUUAAAGCCAUUCUCCCUCACGCUUGCACUACACUUCCUGAUGAUGAAUCUUCUUCUUCAGCUUUCCUGUAGGCCCCCUUUGGGAGGCCUCUACAAGGUCUCUCUGGAGGCUUCUCCAAGUCUGAACAGUCCUAAAUUCCUUACCCUGUCUCCUAUCAUAGGAGAGGUGCUGCAGCCCUCUGAUCAUCCCUGUGGUCACCUCUGGACUUGCUCCAACAGGUCCAUGUCCUUCUUGUGCUGGGGCCCCAGAGCUGAAUGCAGUACUGCAGGAGGAGCCUCAUCUGAGUGGAGUAGAGGGGGACAGUCACCUCCCUUGCCACUUCUGAUGAAGUGCAUUGCACUUUUACCCAAGCACUGUGCAAGUCGCUUGCUUGCCUUAACCACCUCCUCCUCAGAGUCUCAGAUCUCUGAGAGGAGCUGUGGAGAAACAACCUGUGCCUCUCUGUUGUGUGCCUGUACUGCCACCAGCUCAGUGUGUCUGUGACACUGGUGUUGGUUGCUGUCAGUAUUGUCACACAACUUUACCCAAUGGCUGAGAAUUCAACAGUGAGAUGAGCAAAAGCUGAAUGGAGAAGCAUGUUUGUGCUUUACAGGGCUCUUCUUGAUUGUAGGUCUGCAUGGGCUCCGGUUUGUCAUGCUCCCUGGGCCCCCAAUGAAACUAAAAGGGAGGCAGUCUCCAUCUCAGCCACUUCACAGUCUUCAGACACUGUGUGACAGAACACUGAGCAGCAAAACUUUGCCCUAAGCAUUCAAAAAUGCAUGGAGAAAAACUGUCAAAAGCACUCAUCCUCCCCAUAUCAUCGCAAAGAUUUUCUCUUGAAGUUAUUUAAGGAAAGUUUUGGCUUGUGAAAGAUCCUGUUCCUUGUUUGAGCCAGGACACGGAAAUGGCACUGCUCCUUGCCCCCUGCCUGCUCUGCUGUUGUGAACUGCACGCAGGCAGCUUCUCUGCAUUCUUGCUUACGUCAGUGUUUAUUUUUGUGGUCUAGAGCUGUGCCUCUGCACUGUGUUAACUCCACCUCCCACUCAGGGCCAGAUCCAGGCUCUCUGCUCACUAUCAAGUGGCAGCAGUAGGCAGCACCGACUGGGCCUGGCACAGAGGUCAGAGCUGCCAGAAGGGAGCAAGGCUUGGGCCGGAGCAGGGAGAUGGCAAUGGAGGUCAUGCUAGGAACCAUGGAGGGAACGCAGCUGCUGCCCUGGGUGGUCGGAGCCAUCACCCUGCUGCUGACAGUGGUGACUCUACACUCCCUACCCUCCUUGCUGAACUACUGGUGGAGGUGGUGGGUGAUGAAGCCCGUCCCAGGCAUCAGCCCAUGCUAUCCCUUUGUGGGAAAUGCUCUCCUGUUGGAGCGGAAGGGAGAAGGGUUUUUUAAACAGCUUCAACAGUAUGCUGAAGAGUUCAGGAAACUGCCACUGUUUAAACUCUGGUUAGGUCCAUUGCCUCUCGCGAUAUUGUAUCAUCCUGAUAGUGUGGAGGCUAUUCUGAGCAGUUCAAAGCAUAUAGAAAAAUCAUUCCUGUACAAAUUUCUGCACCCAUGGUUGGGGACUGGACUUCUGACAAGCACUGGAGACAAGUGGCGGUCACGAAGGAAGAUGAUAACUCCCACAUUCCACUUUGCGAUCUUAAACGACUUUCUGGAGGUUAUGAAUGAACAGGGGGGUAUUUUGUUGAGGAAACUUGAGAAGCAUGUUGACAAGGAGCCGUUUAAUAUCUUUGCAGACAUCACUCUGUGUGCCCUUGAUAUUAUCUGUGAAACUGCAAUGGGCAGGAAUGUGGGUGCUCAGGACAAUAAGGAUUCUGAGUACGUUCGUGCUGUCUACAGGAUGAGUGAUCUAAUCCAACAGCGACAGAAGAGCCCUUGGCUUUGGCAUGAUCUUUUGUAUGUUCUGUUCAAGGAAGGAAGAGAGCAUGAGAGGAAUCUUAAGAUUCUGCACAGUUUUACAGAUACGGUCAUUGCAGAAAAAGUUGCAGAACGUGAAAAUACCAAGCUAACAAAAUAUGAUACUGAUGUGAACAGUGAAGAAAAAAGUGGAUUCAAAAAGAGAGAAGCUUUCCUGGACAUGCUGCUGAAUGCCACAGAUGAUGAAGGGAAAAAACUCAGUUACAAGGACAUUCGUGAGGAAGUAGAUACUUUCAUGUUUGAGGGUCAUGAUACAACAGCAGCUGCUAUGAACUGGGUCCUGUAUUUGCUUGGUUGUAAUCCUGAAGCCCAGAAGAAGGUUCACCAGGAACUGGACGAGGUGUUUGGCAACUCAGAGCGUCCUGUUACAGUAGAUGAUUUGAAGAAACUUAGAUACCUUGAGUGUGUUGUGAAAGAAGCCCUGAGGCUCUUCCCUUCAGUUCCCAUGUUUGCCCGUUCCUUGCAAGAGGAUUGCUAUAUUCGAGGAUAUAAGCUACCAAAAGGCGCCAAUGUCCUUAUCAUAACUUAUGUGCUGCACAGAGAUCCUGAGAUAUUCCCUGAGCCAGAAGAAUUCAGACCUGAGCGCUUCUUCCCUGAAAAUAGCAAGGGAAGGCACCCAUAUGCUUACGUGCCCUUCUCAGCUGGCCCCAGGAACUGCAUUGAGGAACUUAAACCUUAUCCAUUCAUACACACCUGCUGUGUAUUCAGGAUGAUUUGGAUUUAUCAGACUUUUUAUUUCAUUUUCUUACUUGCUUCAGUUUACAGCGAAUGUAUGACACAGAUCUAUGAAAAUACUUACUUCCAAGGAGGAGACCUCACUACGGUUUUCACACCAACUGCCAAUUACUGUCAAAUAGUUUGUACUUACCAUCCUACCUGUCUGCUCUUCACAUAUUUGCCAGUGACGUGGACUAAAGAUCCUGCACAGAGGUUCUCCUGCUACUUAAAAGACAGUGAUACUGAAAUCCUACCAAAAGUGCAUAUGGAAGGAGCUAUUUCUGGACAUUCUUUAAAACAAUGCAACAUCAAAAUUAGCGCUUGCAGUCCAGAUGUCCAUGUAGGAUUGGAUAUGCAAGGGGUAAAUUACGAUGUUAGUAUGGCUGACAGCUAUCAACAGUGCCAAAAAAGAUGCACCAAUGACAAGCACUGUCAUUUUUUUACAUAUGCCCCAGAAACAUUUCACAAUGCAAGCUUUCGUGAAAAAUGCUUCUUGAAACAUACCAGUUUAGGAACUCCAACCAGCAUAAGGGUGCUUGAUGAGGUUGUGUCUGGAUUCUCCUUAAAGCCAUGUCAGCUUUCUGAAUUAGAUUGUCAAAUGGACAUUUUUGAACAUGAAGAAUUUUCAGGAAUGAAUGUUACGAGUUUUUUCACUCCUGAUACUUUUGUCUGCCAAACUGUUUGUACUUAUUUUCCAAACUGCUUGUUCUUCACAUUCUUCACCAAGGAAUGGCAAAUAGAAUCCCAAAGAAAUCUUUGCCUUCUGAAGACAUCAGCAAGUGGAAUACCAGAGGCACUUACAUUGCGAGAAAAUGCUAUUUCAGGUUUUGGUCUCCUAAACUGCAGAAGACACUUUCCUGCCUGCAAUUCUCGCACUUACGUGCAUAUGAAUUUUUUGGGAGAUGAACUCAAUGUCACUUAUACAAAAGGACACAGAGCUUGUCAGCAAGUUUGCACAGAUAUGAUCCGCUGCCAAUUUUUUACCUACUUUCCCCUCCAAGAGUCAUGCAAUGAGGAGAGAAAGUGUGAGUGUCAUCUAAGAAUGUCCUCAAAUGGAUCUCCAGUGGAAAUACAACACGGGCCAGGAAGGAUCUCUGGAUACUCACUAAGAUUGUGUAAAAAAAAGGCCAGCACUGUAUGUAUGCAGCAUUCUUCAAGAAAUAUUAGGAUAAUUGGAGGGACAGACUCUUCCCCUGGUGAAUGGCCAUGGCAAGUAAGCUUACAUGUGAAGCUAUCUCGUCGGAGACACCUGUGUGGGGGCUCUAUCAUCAGUAACCAGUGGAUCCUUACAGCUGCCCACUGUUUCAUGAGUGUUCAGAAUCCCAACAUUUGGCGUGUUUAUGCUGGUGUUUUAAAACAAUCAGAAAUAAAUGAGGAUACACCCUUCUUCAGAGUGGAAGAGAUUAUUAUUCAUCCUCAGUAUAAUUCUGCACAGACUGGAUAUGACAUUGCUUUACUGAAACUUGAUAAGGCUAUGAAUUUUACUGAUCUUCAACUUCCUAUUUGCCUGCCAUCGAAAGAAGAAGCUAGCAUGCUCUAUACUGACUGUUGGGUAAUUGGAUGGGGUUACAGAAAGGAAAGAGGUCGUGUAGAAGACAUUCUUCAGAAAGUUACUGUUCCCCUGAUAUCAAAAGAGGAGUGCCAGGCAAGAUACCGGAAGCGUAGAAUAGAUGACAAAGAGAUCUGUGCUGGCUAUGAUGAAGGUGGAAGGGAUGCCUGUAAGCAAUCUGAUUCACAGCUGUCACAUGUGGCACUGACAGCACUAUGUAAACCUUCAGACAAGAUGAAGGAGACUCCCAGCUGCAGUAUUUCAGAGGCAUACUUACAAUACUAUGAUGACCAUCUACAAUACUUGAGGGCAAACAAGAUUAUAGACAGAACUCAUGCUUCCUAAAUGCAUUGUCUGAACAUAAAGGACACCCAUGGUGGAAUGACUGAUGCCUGCCUGAAAAGAAAAAUGAGGCUUGAUGGAGCGUUUUGCUGUUGCUGCUUUUUUUUAGUAGAAACCGUCUGCUAGGGCCAUGGAGAUGAUUGCCCAGGACACCCAAAUGCAUUAUUUUAUGCUGGUCAUCUGCAAGGAAGCCCCCAGCAUACCUGUGGCUUUUGCAGUAUGUGGUACUAACCAGGGAAGCACUGCUCACUCAUUCAGUCUUCUGCCAGGUGCAGUGGUUCGGAUCUUCAAAAUUUGGAGACUACAAUCCAAAACUGUGUGAGAACUGAUCAGUGCUGUACUUCGCGUGAACAUAAGGGCACACUGUAAUACCCGGAAAUUUAGAGAAAUGUGAUGAGUGGAUGGUUUUCAGAUCUCUGGAGCAGCCCUUUCACAUCCAGAAACAGUCGCACUCCUCAGCUGCAUUUCAGCCGUAUGGGCUGGUGGCAAGCGCUGCUGAACUGGAAAGUCAGCAUGCCACCAGUCUUUUCUUCCCCAGGGCAAAGGCCCAACACGCUAAUGAAAAUGAGACAGUCAGGCCUAUACUUGACAGGGGAGAGUGCUAAACCAAACAUCUUCCAUUUCUGAAGGGACUAAGUGUAUCUUUCCCAAGUGGCUCUGGAGGGAAAGCAAUCCACGGGUAUUCACGGGGGAAACUGCAGUCGUUAGGGCCUGUUUCAACAGUGACAACAGAUCAAAGUAAUAGCACUAACUGUUUCACUCAGCACAUUUAGGGUGCCUUCUGGCAGUAUUUGUUAGUGAAAAAAGUUGCCAAACACACAGGAGCGGUAGUGGGUAUCAGCAUCUUUGCACUAUCCAGACACAACAUUAUCAGCUUCAUGGUUUUUGUGCUUGUUUUCUUUUUGGUUGGUUGCUUCUAUUUUUUGAAUUAGGGCUAGAACAGAAUUCCCUGGGCAAUAACAGAGUUAACUCCUACAUAAUAACCUGCGUUACCUUUACCGUAGAAUCUUUGAAUCUGGACGCGGGAAAAGGCACAAUGGAGUCUGAUAAUUACACUGAUUAGCUCUGUUUCCUAGACUCUGAUGCUCAUCAGGGUAUUACAAGCAUAUUUGACGUUGGAUCAAAUUAAAUCUAGCGCUGGUGUGGUUCUUCAUUUUCUCACACUUACACUUAGUUCUGCUUUGCUUGUCUGAAGGCUGUAGCUGUGUCUAAAUGCCAUAAAAUAAAAUUGCAGUGGAACACUUGUGGAUUAACUCAAACAGGAAAAUAAAACCACUGCUCUUCAUUCUCCUAUAUUUUUUUUUUUUACUGUAGCUGGAAGUAGUUUUAUAACCCAGACGGUAUAACUAGCCUUGGAGCUUAGAUAUGUAUAACGUGAGUCUUGGGUACAGCUGGGACAGAAAUGUUGUUCUUCAGCGUGCCUGAGAAGAUGCUAUGUUUUGGUUUUAGGAGAACAACAAUGAUGACAACACACCAGCGUUUCCAGUUGCUGAGCAGUGCUAUGCAGAGCCAAGAACAUGCAGUUUUACCUACAGAUGUGCCAGUGAGGGGUGGACCUGUGAUGCUGGGAGCGAGGGAGUGAGCCAACAACUGCAUGGGGCUAAACUACCUGUUAAGUUAAACCACAGCACUUCAGAGAAACAAAAUCAUCAGCCUCAAUGAUCAGAGCCAAGCAGCCCCAGAACGUGCAAUAAGACCAGGUUCAAAAGAAGAGGAGGGAUAAAGUACCAGCAGACGGAACCUCAGUCACAGCUGGUGGAGAACCAAGCAAGUAUAACCAUCGCUGAGCACUUCCCAUUCAUCCCAUAAAAAAUAAAGAAAGGUCUACAGCUUGGAUAACAGCUCUGCAAAGUCCCAAGGGGAACAGAGCCCAGCAUAAAUGUUUCUGCAAGCAGAGCACUGAAUUGGCCUGACAAAGUACAAAUGAGCCUGCUUUACAGACACAGGACAUGGGGAGAGAGUGAGGGAAGAGCUCUGCCACAGCUGUCAGCACGUUGCCCAAAACUAAGGUCUCCAAAAUCCUCAGCUGAGCUUACAGGAUUUCCCUCACACAUGGAGAAAAGAAGUUAACGGUGAGAAGGCAAUACUCCCCGUACGAAAUUAGCAACACUCCCAUUUCUCAGAGAGAGGUGGAGAGAGUCUGUUUAGUUUGUGUGGGAGGGAGUAUGUUUCCUUGUUCUCCUUCACCGUUUGAAAAAUCCUAAGAACAGAGUUCUGAGUUUUCUAAGUUUUGUUCACACAAACAAUUGAAUCAUGAAUUACCGUCGAACUCUAUUUUUAUACCAUUUCUUGUCACUAGGUGGAGGUAGGUAACCACAAUGAGGACGGAUUACUUGUUUCUUUUACCUUAAACCCUGUAGUCGUUUGGACUGCAAGGAAUGUAUUUGAUCCUUAGAAAUACUUCUCACACCGGCUCGCUUGAGAACAGCAUGACACCAGUAUUUGCCAGUCCGUAGGUCUGUAUCAAGCAAAACUUUUUCACUGCAGUCUGUUUUAGGAUAGAUAUUUAUAUACAUGAUACACAUACAUAUAUAUAUAGUAAUAGUUUCCAUAAUUGAAUCUGAAGUACAUUUUAUUACCAGUAAUUCACUUCUACAUUUAGACAACCAAGAACACCAUUUAGGUCAUGUGUGUAUAUGCAUGUGUUUGCAGAAAAUUACUACGUGAUGUAAGGAGAAAAGAGCGAUUUAAAAAUAUUUAUUUAAUGCCUGCUGGACCUGGAAACAAGUACAUGAAGUGUUAUGUACCCCUUUCUUUUCAUCCUUAUAGUUGAAGUUAUAAUUUCUUGUUGCUUAGUUUUUAAAAGGAUUGACUUCUACGGAGAGCGCAAACAGCCAGAGAAGGAACAACUCUAUUCCUUCAAGCACUGAAGACGGCUACAAAGAUGUCUUUUAGACUUGGACUUCUCUGUGCAGGCCUGUAUGGCUGUGAUAAUACUUGCUGCUGAAGCUGGUCUUUUGCUGCCUAUCAGACUGAUGAGAGCUACAGGGUUGCAUUCUGAGCUUCUUGGGAAAUGCAGAUUUCAAUUUUCUGUUGUUGUUGAUGAAACCCACUUAUGGGCCUCUUUUCUUUAGCUGAAUUGACUGGUUAGUAAACAUCCUGUCCUUUCAGAAACAGUGGUGAAUAUAUCCUGAUAGACUAGACGUAUGCAUAUUUUCACCAUGUACUUGCUGUAAAUGGAGAUAAGCAGGACUGUGUACUGGCUGCAGGAGUAUUCAGAGACAGGCAUUAAUCAACAGGGCUUGUAAAUGCUGUACUGGAACACGGUGGUGUGCUAUAAUGAUGGCUCACUCCCACAUGUGCCCCCUUAAGAAGGUAGAGCUGGCUGGUGCUGCUACAGAGUGUUGCUGGCAAAUGAGAGAGGGAAGGAAGCAACAGCAUAUGAACAGCACUACUGUGCUAGGUGAAACUGCACAUCUGCCUUGCUAUGUAGCUCAUCUCCAGUCUGUGUGUGCGUGUGUGCAAUGAACAUUCUGGACAAGAUUAUAACAGUAGGACUAGUAUACACAGAUAAUUCCUCUUGAUCAUGACAGCUUGUGGGUUUUGAUGAAGAUGUUGUACACACAAGUGUUUGUGAUGGAUUUCUACCAUCCUUGUCAGUGUUUCAUUUUUUAUUUUUUUCCUUUCUUAGUUCUUUUAGCUUUCACAGCAUCCUAUGGCAAUGAGGCCCAUAAUUCACUUAUUGCUGUAUGGAGAAACACUACAUUAUUGUAGUGUUUCUGAUUACCCUCCAGAUCUCAUAUUAUAAGAAACUGUAAUAUGUUUUCCCUGUCCCCAGUCUUCAUCCCAUUUGUUAUUUCUUAUGUCUCAGUCAUAUUGUUCUUAUUUCAUGUGCAUAGUUCAAUGUGGGAAAGGUGGAGGGAUGGAGAAAGUAUCAUCAGCAGAGUUCAGUCAUACAUUUUUGAAAAGUGAUUUACUAUACAUCUGCUUGAGAGGUGUUCAUUGCAAGUGCUUGUUCUCUGUGUUCUGAAGGACAUUAAGUUGCUUACUAACUUCUCAUGUGAUAAUUGUAGUUUGCACUCAGGCUGAACCAGUCUUUGUAUAGAUUAGUAAUAUAGUGCUGCCCAAAUUUGUAACUCAAAAUGAUAAACUUGUUAAGGGAGAUUGAGCCCUAUUCCUCACAAUGGCACAUAGGGUACUGUUGCUGAGCAGAACCACGUGCACUAUGCCCAGAGUCUUCCUGGAGAGAGGAUUUGUCUGCUCUGCCUCCUAUAUGAGACUUAGGUCUGCCUUCUGCUCCCUUGUGACCAGGAAAUCCAGAGAAUUUAUCUCAGAGGCUAGCACCAUCUGCCUAGGAUCACUUGAAGAUCUCUGGAAGUUGUAAUUUUUUUUCUCUUAGGGUUUGUCUUUGAAAUUCUAAGUCAUUUUGACUUCCUUGUUUGCUGGUGCAGGAGAAUCAGUAGAGCUGCAUGCAGUGUUGAUUUUCUCUUUGUAUGAGAUGCAUGUCUUUUUAGUUUAGUUUAUUUUUUUAAUUAUGCUUCCAUUCUGACAUGCUUUAGCCCUGAGCUACAUUUUUCGAUUUUUAUAAAGAGGAAUGAGUAAUCUUGGGUGUCCUGGUUCAGAGCUAGUUUCUUCAGUAUCUUUUACACAAGGGUUUGUUACAUACAAUAGUCUACUUCUGUCUUUACUCCUCCAGCUUUUGUUUGACAUUUCCAUUUGACUCCUUCUUUUCCCUUUUUUUUAUAUCUUUGCCAUCCCUUAGCAUCCUGUAAAUGGGGUAGGACAUUUCCAUCCACACAAUAGAAGCACAUGUACAGAGGGAGCAUAGAACCAUGGAAUCACCUGGGUUGGAGAAUACCAUUAAGAUCACCAAGUCCAGCCAUCAACCUGACCUAUCAAGUCCUAUCUCUAAACCAUGUCCCUUCAGUCCACAUCCACAUGUCUUUCUGUCUUCAGCCUGGUGCUGCAGAAACUCCUAAUGUUUGAUAGGAGCAACAUUGACAGUAACGCACUGCUUUCAUUCCAAUAAGAAGACCAUCACACAUCUAGUGCAAAGUCUCAGAGGAUUUGGCUGAGAUGUUUUACUCAUUGCAACGUGUGCACAAGGCUUCUUUCACAGUGCAAUCCACGUGUCACAAUGAUGAAACAAUGCAUGUUUGUCUAGUUCUUGGCAACUGGAAUCCAAGCAGGGGCAGCUAGAAAUCUAAGAUUUUUUUUCAGUUAAAAAAAGAUUUCCUUGAAGAAUUUGGAUUGACUGAACCCUUCCAAUGGGACUUAGUUAUCUGGAAAAAAUUUACCCCUACAAAUUAUCAACAACUGCAAAGCAUAUGAGUCUUUUGAAACAUAAAUGAACUCAUUUCGAUUUCUAUGAGCUUCUGAUUUAAGUUUUGAAAGAAAAAAUGGCCCAAAUACAACAGUAAAAGAAAGGAUUCCAUAAUUAUAUCUGUUAGCUAGUCCCUCUCUGCAGAGCUAUCUGAGGCCCAGACAUUUGCAGUGUCCUGAAAAAAAAUCCUGCAAAGCUAAGAGUAAAAUAUGUUAAUACUCAGCAGUGAUGUACACUCUCCACUUCUGUCUCCCAGAUGGAAUUCCUUUGGAGCUGCUAAAUAUGAAGACCCUGCUUAUGGACAUAAAAGAAGGAAUAAUCACUGUGACACUCAAGGCAUUAUUAAGGGAUGGUGGUAGCUGGAAACCACAGAAGAAUCUAUGCUGAACACAGCUCCAUGGAGGCUACCUGCAAAAUUAGCAUGCAAACUGGGACAGCAGUGAGAUGUGGUGGUGGAUUUGUUAUUACUUUCUUUGGGAGAAGGCAUAGAGAAGUAACACUCUCAACAGCAGAUAAGUGUUUGGAAGAGGAAUGUGCGUGUUUUGGGGAAUGUAGGUAGCUAGGUAAUGGUAACAGAAUUCGGCUAUUCUACAAAAACCAUCAAGGGACCUCCUUGUGCAAGUAGUUUCAACAGAUUACAUGAAGUAGAAGAGUUGGGUGAUAGAGGAAUACAAGAUAGUCAAGAUCACACUAGAAUUGUAUUUCUUAAAUGAUACACUUACAUUAGUUAUUUGAAUUUGACAAAACCGAAGAGCUGCAAGCUGUACCUGGAUACAGCAGGAUUGUUGCUAAAACUUGGAUAGAUAACCAGAUAGGUACUGACAAUUCACUGAGUUUCCCUUCACUUCCCUUCAAUCUCCAUUUAUGAGAAGGAAAAUAACUAUAUAUAUAUAAUAACCUGUUUUUUAGUGAUCUGCUAGUACAGAUCUGGGACUAGAAGUAUUUUCUUGCCAUCAGAACACAGCAGCUUUAAACUGCUUUCUGGUCCUUCGUUGUGUAUGCUGUCCAGCCUUUACUUAUUGUUCUUUUGGAAGCUGGGGCCAGUAGAUGCUGGGUAAAAGGUAGGUUAUUGUGGAUGCUGCAGUGCUGAGACUAUCUCAGGUACUGUCUGACCAAAUCCUGGUAUGCUGGGCAGAGCACUCAUCAGAUGCUGUGGUAAUUUAUCUUUUGUUGGUGGAUGUCAGUGUGCAUCUGGACUUAUCAUAUGGUACUCUGUAUAGUAAGAUACGUCUGUUAUUGGGGUCAUACUCCACUAUUUUACUGGAAAAGUGAUUUAUUAGUUUCCUGAAAAAAAUUUAAGAAAUCCUAGCAUACAAAAGAUAAUGUCAUUUGAUAUUUUUACUUAUUCAUUGCAUGUCACAAAUCUCAUGGUUUAUUUUAUUUUUUUUUCAUUUCAUUUAAUUCAUGAUAGAACAAGAUAGAAAAAAAGACAUGAAGAAACCGUUUCUAUACACUCUGAUGGACUUGCCUAACUGCAAAUAAACAGAUUAUGGGAAAAGACAUGACAGAGUAGGAGGAAAUAAUUUAUUUGGCUAACAGAUUUCUGUAGUGAAUUUGGUAGUUUGGAAGCAUAUAUUCUUUAAUUGUUCCUGUAAAAAGUUGGUAGCUACCAGAGAUCAUAAAUUGAACAUGGAUAUAAACACAUACUCUUCCAAUGUCCAAAAAUUUCUGUACAGUUUGGUUUUUCUGGUUAUAGUUCUGUGGAAUAGUUCAUUAAUAGGCAGUAUUCUAAUCUUUCCCAAAGAGUGGAAUGUCAAGGUGAAAUUUUGAUCUGCAAGGACACCCCCGUGGCACUUGACAGAAUGUGUGACGUUGUAAAUUUUGGGUAGCAACCAAUGCUGGUAAAAGUGCUGGGGUGUAAACUUCACAGUAGAUUCUUUAAGACUGCUUUUAUGAAUAUGGAAAUAAAAUAAUUCAGUGUUCUUCUA